GAAGAUGUUUUUAUUGAGCAAUUCUUCCCUCUUCUACAGCAAAAGUGGUUUGACUCUUGGGACGUAGACAUCAGCCUGAUAGUAAGGAACAAUACGAAUUACUGAUGGAAUGAAAAGACUCAAAGAUCAACAAACAGACUGAACAUUAAAGCAGGAUUGUCAUCGUGCAUUUUACUGGCUGUUGCCUCCACAUUUGAAUAAGAAAUGUCCUGUGAUACUACUCCAGACCUGAGACUGAUUCUUGUUGGAUCACAGUGGUACGGAGCUGACUCAGUUGCAAACACAAUCUUAGGAGGAAGCUUUAAAUGGGGGAGAAGAACUGCUCAGAGUGUGACACACACAGGCCAGGUGAAUGGAAAGGUAAUCCAGCUGGUGAAGGCUCCUCUGUGGUUUAGGGGUUACCAUCUGUGUGAUACAGCAGAACUUGUGAAGGAGGAACUUGUCCUCAGUGUCACCCACUGCAAACCAGGACCCCAUGCUUUUAUUCUGCUGGUUGAGGCUGACUUGCCGUUCACAGAUGCUUGUGCCAAAGCAGUAGAGGCUCACUUAGAGCUUUAUGGAAAAGAUGUGUGGAACCACACUGUUGUACUCUUCACCUGUGUGGAUUAUCUGGGAAAUUCAGACCCUGAGGAUUACAUUGCUGGUGAAGGGGAAGGCUUGGCACAGCUCCUGCACAGAUGUGGACAAAGAUUUGUGUUUGACCACACAGAGGAACGUCAAACUUUAACUCAAAGGCUUCUGGAAAAGGUUGAGACAUUGGUGGAGAGAAAUGGGGGGAGACAUUUUGAAAUUGAAGAGAAAGGACUGCAGAGAAUUCUCCAAAAGAGGGAAGAAGUAAAAAUGAGAGCAGAAAGCAGAAGACAAAGAAGAAUCAAAAAGAAGGAAACACAAGAGCAGGAGUCAGGAACAUCCAUAUCAGAAGUAACCAUCAUCUUGCUGGGCUGGGUUUUUUCAUCAAAAACUACUGUAGGUAGUGCCAUUCUGGGUAUCCCCAAAGAUGCAGGGAGAACAGGAAAAUGUGUGAAACAAACUGAAGUCAUAGGAAAACGACAACUGAAGGUGACUGUGGUGGAUACUCCUGGAUGGUGGAAAUAUUUUUCUGCCAGUUUGGUACAGAGUGCCAUCAGAUCAGAGAUCAUGAAGGCAUUAGAUCAGGACGAGGCAACAACUCACGCAUCUGCCAAAGAAAACCUUCAAGACCAAGCUUCGUCAGGUCGAGCCUUCCUGCUGAUGGUCCCUGCCAACACUUCAUUUACUGAUGAACAGAGGAAGAUCAUAGAAGACAAUAUGAGACCUUUAGGUGAGACAGUUUGGCAAAACACCAUUCUGGUCUUUACCGAAAGUAACUGGCUGGGAGAGUACCACAUAGAGCAGCACAUCGAGAGCGAAGGGGAAGCUCUCACCUGGCUUAUAGAGAAAUGUGGGAACAGGUACUUUGCCUUAAAAAAUGACACAGAGGAGCAGAGUAUCAUGAAAACUCAGAGUGAAGAGCUGUUAGACAUGGUUGAAGAAAUGUUGUCCAGAGUUCAGAGCACUCCAAAGAAGGAGACAUGGCAGAUAGCAGAAACCAAAGACCACACAGAAGGUAGUGAGGGACCAGUUGACGAGGACCUGAAGAAAAUUGCAGACCAGCUCCACAGAAUGUGGGACUGGAGAUCAUGGGAAGUUGAGGAAGUUAUGGCGAGAUUUGAUGAAAGACCCAUGGAUGACUGCACAUGUGAUGAAGACAGCAUGAAGCGUCAUCUCAUUAAUUUUCAGAGAAGAGAUGUGGAAAAAGUGCUACGAGAGGAACUGAGUGGAAAAAGCUUAGAAGAGAUGUUGAAGAUUCUCUUUGAACUCUACCUUCGUAGAGAAUGUGGAGCCUUUGAUAUUGUCUCCAUCAUUUGUGAGAUGGAAGCAAUCAAACCUGAAGGGAAGCAGCUGUUUGAGAGAGAGUGGAGCAGGAGAGAAGUGGAACUGAUGGAUUACGUCUUUAAAAGGCACUUUGCUGUUGAUCGUCCCACACCAGCUGCUGCUGUUGUUGUUGCUGACACUGCUGAGAAGAUAGAUGUGUCUGCAUGGAUUAAGGACCAAAUCCGUAGAGUCCUCAAAGAAAAUAACCAGUAAUUCAAUCUCAGGGAAAAGAAAAAAUGUUAGCAGUGUGUUAGCAGCAAAGAAGGACGUCAGCAAUUAAGUUCCUUCAACAAGGAUGAAGGAGUGGAGCCAUCAGGAUGAAGAUGGACCAUCUCUCAACAAACAUCCAGGAAAUCGUGGAGGUGGUGGGUUGCACUGUAGUAGAUAUUGAACCUUCAUCAAAGCUUCAUUCAA
Messenger RNA from Toxotes jaculatrix (banded archerfish), 2307 nucleotides. Its product is annotated as GTPase IMAP family member 8-like. The record is from RefSeq and is a predicted model, not a curated record. The coding region runs from base 205 to 2106 and encodes 633 amino acids. NCBI's taxonomy places the organism in Eukaryota, Metazoa, Chordata, Actinopteri, Toxotidae. The transcript has 6 exons. Gene Ontology annotation, molecular function: GTP binding.